UUCUUCUUCUUCUUCUUACUUCCUGUCUCCAUCCAAUACUUUCCACCACCGCCACGAUGGCACAGCCUGUUCAUAUCUCCUCCAAGGAGCAAUUCAGCUCUCUUCUGACCACCUCCAAAUUCGUCGUCGCAGACUUCUAUGCCGAUUGGUGCGGUCCAUGCAAGGCCAUCGCGCCAGCGUACGAGCAGCUGGCUGCCCAGCUCUCGCGUCCAAACCGGAUCACAUUCGUCAAGAUCAACGUUGACCAGCAACAAGACCUCGCGAAGGCCUAUGGAGUUACUGCGAUGCCCACAUUCAUCGUCUUCGAAAGAGGCCGCGUUACAUCGACCGUCCGCGGCGCAGACCCUCAGAAACUAAGCCAGGCUGUUCAGAAACUCGCAACAGAAGCUAGUAAAUCAGAUAGCUCCGCCGACGAGGCAGGCCAGGGUUCCUCGGCGGGAGGGGUGUGGAUUGGCGGCGCCGUCCCCAAGGGCUACGAGGAUAUCACGGACCAGUAUGACCCCAAGGGGGUUGAGCUGUUGAAUCGCGAUAGCGAGUUCGGCGAAGCCAAGGUGCUCUUUGACUCGUCGAAGCCGUCUACGCUGAACAAUGGAAAGAAGGGCAGCCCCGACUGGGUGGAGAGUGACACGGAUGAGCAGUUGAUGCUGUUUGUCCCGUUCCAAUCGAAGCUGAAGGUGCAUUCGCUGCAGAUUACCUCUCUGCCGCCUGCCUCAGGCGACGAGGAUGAUGACGAGGAGGAGGUGCCUAUGCGCCCGAAGACUAUUCAGCUGUAUACGAACCGUUCCCACGUGCUAGGCUUUGACGAAGCGGACGAUAUACCUGCUGUGCAGACGGUGACGAUCGAGGCCAAGGAUUGGGAUGCGAAGACGGGGACGGCGAAUGUUGACCUGCGCUUUGUCAAGUUCCAGAACGUCACAUCGCUGGUUGUGUUCUUUGUGGAUGGCGACGGGGAUGGGGAGAAGACACGCGUGGACAGAGUCCGCAUCUUUGGGGAGGCAGGCGAGAAGAGAGAGAUGGGUAAGCUGGAGAAGAUUGGCGAUGAGCCGGGUGAAUAGUGAAUGGGCGUCCGAAUAAACACCAGUGUACGGAAAUAGCAUUGAGCUUGAAGAUGCAUUAUUAGACAGGUUACGAUUCACUUCUGCGAGAAAAAAAAAUAAAUAAAUUCAAGCACUAAUUAAUUACAUUACUGCCCAGCUACACAACUGCACUAUCCUAACACCCACAAGCAACCCUAGAUUAUAGGGUUUACUCUACAGCGUAAAAAACCGAAAAAAAGCUUUACGCAGAUAUUUUACAAAAGACUCAAUAUCAACAUCAAGACACGAGUCCAAAAAAAAAAAA
Messenger RNA from Aspergillus ochraceoroseus IBT 24754, 1341 nucleotides. Its product is annotated as thioredoxin-like protein 1. The transcript is spliced from 3 exons. Bases 57 to 1055 code for a protein of 332 amino acids. NCBI's taxonomy places the organism in Eukaryota, Fungi, Ascomycota, Eurotiomycetes, Eurotiales, Aspergillaceae. The record is from RefSeq and is a predicted model, not a curated record.